This is a messenger RNA of Mauremys reevesii (Reeves's turtle), 2228 nucleotides long. Its product is annotated as zinc finger protein 250-like. The record is from RefSeq and is a predicted model, not a curated record. Gene Ontology annotation, biological process: negative regulation of transcription by RNA polymerase II. The coding region runs from base 131 to 2083 and encodes 650 amino acids. Gene Ontology annotation, molecular function: RNA polymerase II cis-regulatory region sequence-specific DNA binding; DNA-binding transcription repressor activity, RNA polymerase II-specific. The transcript is spliced from 7 exons. Lineage: Eukaryota; Metazoa; Chordata; Testudines; Geoemydidae.
GCGGAUCGAGUGGUGCCCGCGACCAGGGGCCAGAGCCUGAGCCCGGGGGUGCAGCUGGGUUCUCCCAGCCCAGCCAGCUCCCGGGGAGGUCUCAGUUUGUGUCAUCAGAAGAGAAGGGAUUUCUGAGAGGAUGGAGCCCCCGUCCAGCUCAAGGUCUCAGAGGUUCCACCACCCAGGACCACAACUGAGCUGUGACCUCAGAGAGAAGUUGCAGUAUUCACGGCAACUAGAUCUUCCUGCACCUUAUUUGUUUGUUCCUUAUGAUAAGGAGAAUGAAGGCGACCAGGAUAUAGUGGCCUCGCUCUGUAGGUUUGGCUUUAUGAUGCCAGUGACGUUUGAGGAGGUGGCCGUGUCCUUCUCUGAAGAUGAAUGGGCUCUUUUGGAUGAAAAGCAGAAGGAGCUCUACAGAGAUGUCAUGCAGGAGACUUACGAGACUCUCAUCUCGUUGGGAUUUCCGAUCGCUAAACCAGAUGCGCUGUCCCAGAUGGAGCGAGGGGAAGAGCCGUGGUUCCCAGAUCUCCAGCACGCUGAGGAAAGGGAGAAUGCAGGAGGCACUAGCACUGCAGGUGCUGGGACAGUGAGUGAGAAGGAGGGAACAGCCCAGAAAGUAUCUACAGGAGCAGAACCACAAAGGAUGUUCUCCGGGAGACACUGUUGCCUUGAGUGGGGAGAUGCCAGUGAGCGUCAGGGCAGGACAGAGAGGCUCUGGGAAGACCCUCCAGGCAGGAGUAAAUCCCCUCAUAGCAAAAGAAGUUUAGAGAAAUCCAAAGACACCAGCACCCACCAGACAGCCUGCACGGGGGAGAGCCGAAACACGGGUACUGAACCUGGGGAAAGUUUCAGUAAAUGCUCGCUCCUCGUUAAGCAUUGUCAGCAAGCUUGUGCAGGAAAGGGUGCCUACAAGUGUAAUGAAUGUGGCCAAAGCUUUUCUCAACAACAGUGCCUUCAGAGACAUCUGAGAAGUCACACAGGGGAGAGACCCUAUAAAUGUAAUGAAUGCGGGAAAAGCUUCAGACACAAGACAAGCCUCGUUCUUCAUCGUUACACAGUCCACAAGUCAGAGAGACCCCAUAAGUGUCCAGUGUGCGGCCAGCAAUUUAUCCUGAGAAAGAGACUUAUUGAGCAUCAGAGAAUCCACAACCAAGAGAUGCAUAGAGGGUUUAACAGUGGGAUUGUGAGUGAGAACAAGGAUGAGCAUCCCCAGCAGAAAAAGCCAGUGGGAGCGGAGCCUCAUGAGGCAUCUCAGAGAUGUGAACGGGCAGAUGCUGGUAAGAGUCGGGGAAGGAGAGGACAGCUGCGAGCUUACCCGGCAGUGGGAAAAGACUGUGAAUCUGUAUGCGAAGGAAGUUCUAAGAAAUUGAACCGUACCAUCGCCUACCAGGGAACCAAGGUGGGAGCACAAGUGAACACACAAAGUAAAAGUAAGAGAAGAUUUAGCAGCAGCUCAGCCCUUGACCUGCAUCAGAAAACCCACCCGCAUGAGAAACGUUACAGCUGUGCCGAGUGUGGGAAAAGCUACCGCCAGAACCAACACCUCCGAAGGCAUCAAAAAAGCCACACGGGAGAGAAACCUUAUGUGUGUGCUGACUGUGGGAAUAGCUUUGUACAGAAGUCGACACUCAGUAAACACCUACGGACGCACAAAGAGGAGAAACCCUAUAGCUGCGCUGACUGUGGGAGAAGCUUCAGAGAGAGCUCGUACCUUGCUCUGCAUAAGAGAAUCCACACAGAAGAGAAACCCUAUCAGUGUCCUGACUGUGACAAAAGCUUCAGGCGGAAAGGGGACCUUUCCACUCACCGUAAAACCCACACGGGGGAAAAACCUCAUAAAUGCACUGAAUGCGGGCAAGGCUUCAGGCGGAAAUCUACUCUGACUAAGCACCUGAGGACCCAUACUGGGGAGCGGCCCUAUAAAUGUCCUCACUGUGAGAAAAGCUUUCGUCAGAAGUUCUCCCUUUCCCAGCAUCAGUUAACGCACCAGGAAGUGCGGCCUCACACGUGUACGGAAUGUGGGAAAGGCUUCAAUCAAAAAUCAAACCUUGUUCAACACUUGGCAAAACUGCACUUGAAAAAGCAAAGCUGAAGAGAGGAACUGGUCUUUCAAUGGGUUUUGGGGAUGGUUAGUGGGAAUUUCAAGGCAGUAGAGUUGUACUUUGGAGUUGAUCAGUGGCAUGCCAUCUAUGGAUGCAAUGCAUAGAUUGCAUUCCCGUGUGAGCCCUGAAUAUGAC